This is a messenger RNA of Parnassius apollo (apollo), 666 nucleotides long. Lineage: Eukaryota; Metazoa; Arthropoda; Insecta; Lepidoptera; Papilionidae. The record is from the annotation of a GenBank genome assembly.
AUGAUGGAAUACGGAAGAACGCGCAAAGGGCCGCUGCCUGGAGGUCGCCAGGGCGCGUCUGGAGCUGGCGCUGGACGCGACAGCAUACGAACCGCCAGCCGAGCGCGAGGUGCUGCACGACCACCCAGCAGCCCCUCGCAUCCAUCAUCCUCACCAGCUGGUUUGGUAUCGGCAGGGUCUUCGCGGGCCCAGCAAUCGGCACCCGCCACUGGUGGAGUACGCCGCAUGCGUUGGACAACCCAGAUGAACAGCAACGCAUUGCGGGCGUAUUUUAGGGCGAAAGGGGGAGAAACUGGAGGUUUUGCGUAUCGGGCAAGGAUGCAUCGACUUUUUGCUGAGCUGGAGCCAUCUGUAACCGUCACCGAGCAAAACCUGGCAGACCGAGUUCGGUAUAUCUUGCGCUCAAAUACAUUUGAUGUCACCGAACUCGAACGGCUACGACGUGAGGCUGUUCCUUCAUCGGGUGAAAAUGCUGCGGCUGAGGAUGCGGCGCCACAACUUGCUGAGCAAACGGCAAAUGUGGAUGCCGCCGUGAAUACGCCAGAUGUGGUUGAUUCAAACGAUGACGGAACAGUCGCCCAGGAACUGGAACUAGAGCAAAUGAGGAGUACAUUGGAGGAGGCGAUUGUGGAAACGUGCAGUACGCCUCUCGAAAAUCGACCGUGA